This is a messenger RNA of Papilio machaon (common yellow swallowtail), 758 nucleotides long. It is a transcript of the gene EMC10, whose product is annotated as ER membrane protein complex subunit 10. The transcript is spliced from 5 exons. The record is from RefSeq and is a predicted model, not a curated record. Lineage: Eukaryota; Metazoa; Arthropoda; Insecta; Lepidoptera; Papilionidae. The coding region runs from base 46 to 717 and encodes 223 amino acids. Gene Ontology annotation, cellular component: EMC complex.
AUAAAAUAGUUUUUUAGAAUAAAAAUUGUGCGUAAAUUAUAUGAAAUGAAAAUGUUAAUAACAAUUGGUUUUUCUCUUCUGCUUCAAUUUGCGGCUUGCAUAGACUACGAUGGGUGGUUAAAUAUCAAAAUUCAACAUUCACUCAAUUGUAAUGGUGAAAAAUACUGCACCAGGGGAAAUAUUUCUUUAAAGAGUUUAAGAGCUGGAGCUUCUAUAAUAGAACAAAUACCGUUUCAACAGCAACAUAUAAAUGAAUUAAAGGAAUUAGCAGACUUUGAUGGUUUUUACACUAUAAGGUCUUUAGUAACAGCAGCAGAUACCAAAGAAACAGAAUUUUUUUCUUCAGUUAAAGCUAAAGCUUUUCUAGAAAAUGGACUGACAGAUGUUAUAAAUGCUUGGGUACUACCUAAUGGAGCAGUCAUAGCAGUUAGCUUCCAAGUUAAUAACUCAUCAGAGUAUCAAUUCCCGCAAAGUGUGAAUAAUGAAUAUAAAAUUAAGUCCAACUUCUACUUGCGCCAUGUGGAGCCAGCUGUAACACCUGAUACGGCUUCAUACAUACAAAAACUUGAACGUGAACGAGAAGCUAGAGAAAAGGGAGAGUUGAAAGACAAUAGAUCAUUUUUAGCUAAAUAUUGGAUGUACAUAGUCCCCAUUGCCAUCUUUGUGAUGAUCUCAGGAGCAACAAAUCCUGAGGGUCCAGCGCAGCCAGCACGCUAAAUUUCAAUAUAUUAUGUUUUUCAUAACAAUAGUUAUUUAUU